Sphaerodactylus townsendi is the source of this 1043-nucleotide messenger RNA. RefSeq names its product phospholipase A2 inhibitor and Ly6/PLAUR domain-containing protein-like. The transcript has 5 exons. Gene Ontology annotation, cellular component: extracellular region. The coding region runs from base 38 to 718 and encodes 226 amino acids. Lineage: Eukaryota; Metazoa; Chordata; Lepidosauria; Squamata; Sphaerodactylidae. The record is from RefSeq and is a predicted model, not a curated record. Gene Ontology annotation, molecular function: phospholipase inhibitor activity.
CCACAUUUGAAGUGAAUCCAAUUUUGAUCCGGCAACAAUGCAGACGAUUCUCAGCUUGAGCUUAUGCCUCUUCUUAACACUUUUAGCCAGAGGGACUGCACUGCAGUGUGAAAUCUGCACAGGCCUAGGCCACAACUGUACUGGUAAGAUAGAGACCUGUCCUCCUGAUCAUGACUUUUGCGGCACCACAUUGUUUGAAAGUAAACAUGAUGACAGAUUAGUUCAUGGCAUUAUUAAGAAUUGCAUUUCAUCCAGUGUCUGUGCAGCUGGUUCUGCGGAUAUAAACUUGGGCAAUAAAGGAAGAUCGAAGAGUCAUGUUUUCUGCUGUUCGGGUGAUACUUGCAAUGCAGCCAUUGCAGCCAAAUUUUUGCCUUCAGAAGCCAAGCACAAUGGUCUGCAGUGCCCUGCUUGCUAUGCUUUGUUCGGUGACACAUGCAGUGAUGCAGACAUAGUCAACUGCGUUGGAUCUGAGUUUCAGUGCAUUGAUUUGGCUGGAUAUGUCCAUUAUGGUGAAUUGUCCCAGAGAAUUGCCAUGAAGGGUUGUGCCACCCAUUCAGUUUGCAGUGCUAGUGUCGGAGGUGCGGCAGCAUUUGCAGGCGUCAGUUCAGCGAUAACGAAGCUUGAGUGCACACCAGCUUCCAGCACAGCCAGAAUAUCUUCUGGACCAUUUGGACUCCUUCUUUCAGCAAUUGUUGGGUUUCUGCUGGUGAAGCUCUGAUCCCUUAUUGAUUGAUUGUCUUUGCUAAUGCAUUGAAUGGACAUUCUAAGAUAAGGCCUGCGCUGACAUUAGGCUCUCUCUUAGUAUAAACAGACAAAUAGGGUGACCUGCAGUUCAGCCGUUUUGUACAUUAAAGCCCGAAGCAGCAAUAUUAUGAUUUUUUAAACAGUCUUAGAUUCAAUUUAAUGAAAGAUUUUAAUUACCCAGUUUAGUUUUAUUUAUUUAAAUAUAUUAUUCACUACAAAGAUAUUGCAGUGACUGUAGCGAUGGAGCUCAAGCCCUAUCACAUUGCUAUCACAGUGAUGUUCACAAUGACAUUAAUAAA